AUGGCCUCUCCCACCGAGAAGGAGAUGCUCCUCGAGCGUCUUCAGAAGAUGUCGCUCCAGCACGAGCGCGAGCAGGCUUCGAUUGCCGGCUCCUCGAGCUCCCAGACGGCGGGCUCUGGCCAGGAUCAUCAGACUGCGCCCUUCGGCACCAGCAAGUCGCCUGACUUCUCGUCCGUCUCCUCCGAGGAUCGCGACACUGAGCGCGGUGGUGGUGCUCGCUUGGACAGUUCCUCUCUCAGAGGUAGCCCCAACAGCUUCGCCCGUCGCUCCGAGGCCUUUGGAAGGUCUCUUCGCCCUACCAUGUCGGCCACUGCUACGAUUCGCGUCCCCAAGGCCUCCGCUCAGGAGGAGGACGAUGUCUUCAACGACGCCUCGGCUGACACUGAGAAGCCUGUGGCCGGUCCUUCGUCUCCUUACAAGCUUAACCAGAGCCACAUUCAGCAGGCCAAUGUGAAGGGCAAGGAUCGCGCUCACCGCAACUAUGUCCAGAGAUCUCCUACCAAGGGCCGUUCCAACGACAACGUUGUCGACAACACCGACCCCCAGGCCAACUGGCCUUCGACUGCUUGCAUCUUCGUCGCUAACCUCCCUGACAACCGAGAGGACUACACGCUCGAGGCUGCUGUCAUCAAGGAGUUCGAGCGUUACGGCGUUGUCUUCGUCAAGAUUCGUCGUGACAAGGAUGGCAUGCCAUUCGCCUUCGUUCAGUUCACCACUGACGACAGUGCUGAUGAUGCUCGUGUCAACGGCAGAGGCAGCAUGAUCCUUGGACGCCCGUGCCGCACCGAGACUGUUCGUGCCAAUCGCACCUACAUCAUCUUCCGCAAGAACAGGACUGCUAUCACCUUCGAGGAGGCCAACGAGCUUCUCUCCCCCUUUGGUAGCAUCGAGACUCUCCGGUUCCUUGACAACGACAUCGUGGUGCAGCUUUCUCUGCCUAUCACUGUUCGCGUGCAGUUCAAGGAGUUUGAUCCGACCCAGCAGGUGCUCCGGGCUUUCCGUCAGAACAAGUGCUACCACGUUGAGGCUUUUGACUUCAAGAAGGCCAUGCAGAACCGGUCCCGUCACCCUGAUCGCCAGUUCCUCGACAACUACGAUCGUGAUCGCCGUUCCAUCUUCAUCGGAGACCUGCCCCUCAGCAUCUCUGAGGAUGAUAUCCGCGUCCUCAUGGAGGAUGUCGGCUCUGUCGUCGCCGUUCAGAUCAAGCGUCUUGACUAUCAUCGUGAUGGUCCUAGACUCAUUGCUUUCGUUGAGUUCACCAACGUGACCAUUCCCGAGAUGGCGAUUGAGCGCUACCACAACAACAACAUCGGCGGUUCCAUCGUUCGCGUCGAGCGUCGCACUGACAGACGCCGCGGUGGCAACAACACGCCUGCCCGAAUCCAGGGCAACGGCUACAACUCUCGUGGCGCGAACAACAUGGGCGGCAGAGCUCCUUCCACUCCCGCUCGUGAGCGUGGUCCUCUUGCCAUCGAGGCUGGCCCGUCCAACUACGUCGCCGCUCAUUCCCCGGUUCGUCAGACUCCUCUUCGCAACGAGAUGAGUGCCACCGCCAUCCAGAACCAGCAAGGCAUGCAGCACAACGUCGCCCAGACCCCUCAGAACCAGGGCAUGCAGAUGCAGCCGGCCAUGCCCAUGCACAUGCCCAUGCAGAUGCAGAUGCCUGCUGGUGUCCCUGCUUACGGUCAGGUUCCUCCCCAGAUGGGACCUCAGAUGGUUCCCCAGGUUCCCUUCCAGGGACCGAUGCAGGUUCCCAUGCCGGUUCCCAACAUGGCGCAGUCCCCCAUGGGCCCGCCUCCCCCUCCUCAGAUGGGCACUCCUAUGAUGCCUUCCGGCUACAGCCCCUACAUUGGCACUCCCUUCUCCCAGGGCCCCUACUCUCAGGGUACUGGCUCUCACUACGGUGGCUACAUGACUCCCCAGGCCUCCCCCGGUGCCGCCCCCUUCUGGGGCUACGGCCACGGAGGCACGCCUCUCUGGACCCCUUUCCCCCGGGACCCUUCUGCCUACGGCGCUGCUUACACCUCUCCUGCUCCGGCUCGUUCCACUGGUGGCCCUGCUCCCGUCAUCGCCGAGGGCAACCAGAUCACUCAGUCUGAGCCUGUCAGAGGCGACAACGAGGGCGAGCACGAGAACUGA
Molecule: messenger RNA, 2139 nt
Organism: Colletotrichum karsti
Lineage: Eukaryota; Fungi; Ascomycota; Sordariomycetes; Glomerellales; Glomerellaceae
Product: RNA recognition domain-containing protein
Exons: 9
Coding region: 1-2139 (712 amino acids)
Molecular function (GO): RNA binding
Source: RefSeq, a predicted model, not a curated record